AACAGGCUUUACGUGUUACGUAACGCAAGGUUGCACGUAUGGUGGCGUAAAGUCCGUAUCAAACUAUGGAUUGAAGAUUGAAUUAAAAUUUGACCAAUCGGUUCAAAGUUCACUAAAUUUAAUUAAAGUUGAGUUUAGUUAACUUUGUUAACAAAUUUAAUUUAAUCUCAAUCUCCAAUCCGUAGUCCGAUACAGGCUUAAGACGCUACGGCAUUGUACGUGCACUUGCUCUAUGUUAUUGCAAAUCUACAAUUAUUUACCAUGGACAAAAAAGAUAAAUUGCAAAUAUUGAAGAAUGCUAUAAGGUCUUAUCCUGAUUUUCCCGAACCUGGGGUCAUUUUCCGAGAUAUAUUUGGCGUGUUUCAAAAUAUCGUAGCACUAAGAGCAAUGAAGGAUUUAAUUGUGGAGCAUAUUUUAUUCCUACAAGUUGACUUAGUUAUUGGUCUGGAUUCACGAGGCUUUCUUUUUGGUCCUAUGAUUUGUAUGGAGUUAGGCAAACCUUUCUUGCCUAUUAGGAAACAGGGCAAGCUUCCAGGCCAAGUCACACAACAAAAUUAUACAUUGGAGUACGGCAAGGCUACAUUUGAACUGCAAACAGAAUUAAUUAAAAAUGGCACUAGAGUACUCAUCGUCGAUGAUUUACUAGCAACUGGAGGUUCUAUGGCUGCAGCUGUACAACUAUUGAAGUCAGUAGGUGCUGAUGUAGUCGAAUGCUUGGUGAUAAUAGAAUUGACUACAUUGAAAGGCCGUGAUAAGGUCGGGAUACCUAUUCAUUCUUUUGUACAAUACGAUUAACAGUUAACCAUAUAUGUUAAUUUUUUAGAAAUAAUUGACAAAGUACAAUGAGAAAUUUUGCGCUCAUACAAUAAUGCAAUAAGUAUUACGACUAUACAUUCCUUCCACAGCAGAUACAAAAAUAAUAUUUUUCUACUUUGCACAUAGAUACGUACAAAAGAUUUCCAUAUUUUAUACAUUACAAUAUAAAAAUAGAUGACAUAACAUUUUGAAGUUGUAGACAUUCUAUAAUUCUGGAAAAUAUGAUGCCUAUCUUAUAAUGUGUUAGAUUAUUAUAAAAUAAUAUCCUUGUGCGCAAUGAUCACAUUAAAAUAUUAUUUAUAUACUUUA
Dinoponera quadriceps is the source of this 1125-nucleotide messenger RNA. It is a transcript of the gene Aprt, whose product is annotated as adenine phosphoribosyltransferase. Gene Ontology annotation, molecular function: adenine binding; AMP binding; adenine phosphoribosyltransferase activity. The record is from RefSeq and is a predicted model, not a curated record. Gene Ontology annotation, biological process: AMP salvage; adenine salvage. NCBI's taxonomy places the organism in Eukaryota, Metazoa, Arthropoda, Insecta, Hymenoptera, Formicidae. The transcript has 5 exons. Gene Ontology annotation, cellular component: cytoplasm. Bases 262 to 795 code for a protein of 177 amino acids.